This is a messenger RNA of Dreissena polymorpha, 855 nucleotides long. RefSeq lists its product as uncharacterized. Lineage: Eukaryota; Metazoa; Mollusca; Bivalvia; Myida; Dreissenidae. Bases 1 to 855 code for a protein of 284 amino acids. The transcript has a single exon. The record is from RefSeq and is a predicted model, not a curated record.
AUGGAAGAAACACAGCUGAAGGAAGAAGAUGAGGAUACAUACCUAGGAGUCACAUUUGACAAGAGGCAAACUUGGAAGCCACAUAUCAGCCGUAUUGAAAGAACUGCCAGAAGGAAACUUGAUUUGAUGCGCAAACUUGCUGGAAUAACAUGGGGUGCUAAUGAGCAAAUAUUGAAAACCAUAUACCUGGGCACAGUGAGACCCACAAUGGAAUAUAGCUCAGCAGCAUGGUCCACUACAGCCAAGACCAACCAGCAAGCCCUCGACAAGGUACAGAACCAAGCACUGCGAAUCAUAACAGGGGCCACCAAGUCGACACCCAUUGCCUUCAUGGAAAAACUUACUGGUAUACAGCCACUGCAUGAAAGAAGACAAACUAAAGUACUACUACAGGCUGAAAAGUUCAAAUCCCUACCUGACCAUCCAAUAAAAGCUAGACUUACAGAAGGUACUAAAAACCGGCUGAAGAGAGGUAGUUUUGUACACCAAGUGAAGACACUUAACAGACAGUUUGUACAACAGCUGGACACUCAAACAACUCCACUCAGCUCUGAAGACAUUGUAAAUCCAACAGCAAAUGAUCUGUCAAAGGUAAAAAUCAGACUUACUGUCCCCCUACUUGAUUCAGAAGCACAAAAUGAAAUCAUUAAAAGAAGUCAUACCUUAGCCAUGAUAAACGAGGAUUUCCCAUCAGAUCUGUGGACACAUGUAUACACAGACGGAUCAGCUCCUAAAGCCGUUGAAGACGGAGGAGCUGGGAUCCUCAUCAGAUAUCCAUCAGGCAUAAAUGAAACACACUUCAUGGCCACAGGAAAAGGUGCAGCAAUUACAAAGCUGAGACAGAAGCACUCAUGA